GCCGCGGGACGCUGUCGGAUGAGCACGCAGGGAUCAUCUCGGUGCUGGCCCAACAGGCAGCCAAGCUGACCUCGGACCCCACCGACACCCCCGUGGUGUGCCUCGAGUCCGACACGGGGAGCAUCAUGAUCCAGAGGCAUGACAGCAUCACUGUGGCAGUGCAUAAAUUGGCAUCCUGA
Acanthisitta chloris (rifleman) is the source of this 179-nucleotide messenger RNA. RefSeq names its product late endosomal/lysosomal adaptor, MAPK and MTOR activator 5 (gene LAMTOR5). The transcript has 2 exons. Lineage: Eukaryota; Metazoa; Chordata; Aves; Passeriformes; Acanthisittidae. The record is from RefSeq and is a predicted model, not a curated record. The annotation marks the transcript as partial. Gene Ontology annotation, biological process: cellular response to amino acid stimulus; positive regulation of TORC1 signaling. Gene Ontology annotation, molecular function: guanyl-nucleotide exchange factor activity. Gene Ontology annotation, cellular component: lysosome; cytoplasm; Ragulator complex.